Molecule: messenger RNA, 5196 nt
Organism: Elephantulus edwardii (Cape elephant shrew)
Lineage: Eukaryota; Metazoa; Chordata; Mammalia; Macroscelidea; Macroscelididae
Gene: NRAP
Product: nebulin-related anchoring protein
Exons: 42
Coding region: 1-5196 (1731 amino acids)
Biological process (GO): cardiac muscle thin filament assembly
Cellular component (GO): Z disc
Molecular function (GO): actin filament binding
Source: RefSeq, a predicted model, not a curated record
AUGAAUGUGCAGCCUUGUUCUAGGUGUGGAUAUGGGGUUUACCCCGCUGAGAAGAUCAGCUGUCUAGAUCAGAUAUGGCACAAGGCGUGUUUUCACUGUGAAGUGUGCAAGAUGAUACUAUCAGUCAACAACUUUGUGAGUCACCAGAAGAAGCCAUACUGUCACGCCCACAACCCCAAGAACAACACUUUCACCAGCGUCUACUACACACCUUUAAGUCCAAAUGUGAGGAAACCCCAAGAUGCCAUCAGUGGUGUGGUUGAGCAAGAAGAUGGUGAGCGAUUUAAAUCUGUGUUGAACUGGGACAUGAAUCCCACGGAUGGAACAGCUGGUCCUGAGAAGCAGCCACUGGGGAGCGAGAGACCCUAUUGGACAGGAUAUGGGGAAGGGACUACGACGUGGUGCCCUGGGACUCUGCCAGACCCUGAUAUUGUAAGGAUGGUUGAGGCACGCAAGUCUCUUGGUGAGGAAUAUACAGAAGACUAUGAGGAACAGAAGGGAAAAGGGAGCUUUCCAGCCAUGAUCACACCUGCUUAUCAAAGGGCCAAGAGAGCCAACCAGCUGGCCAGCCAGGUGGAAUACAAGAGAGGGCAUGAUGAGCGCAUCUCCAGGUUCACCACGGUGGCUGAUACCCCUGAGCUGCUGCGGGCAACGGCUGGAGCACAGCUUCAGAGCCAAGCGAGAUAUGCAGAGGAGUAUGAAUGGCAGAGAGGAAAAGGCAGUUUUCCUGCUAUGAUCACGCCUGCCUAUCAGAUAGCCAAAAAAGCCAAUGAGCUGGCGAGUGAUGUGAAGUACCAUCAACAGUAUCAGAAAGAAAUGAAAGGAGUAGCGGGGCCUGCUGUUGGAGCUGCGGGCACAAUGACGAAGGAGUAUGUAGACCAGUAUGGCCAGGGUUACUCAGAAGAAUCUGAAGAACACAGGGGAAAGGGCAGCUUCCCAGCCAUGAUCACCCCAGCUUAUCAGAAUGCCAAGAAAGCCAAUGAACUUGUGAGCGAUAUUAAGUACAGGCAGGACUUCAACAAGAUGAAGGGUGCAGCGCACUUCCAUUCCCUUCCUGCCCGAGACAACUUGGUUCUUCAGCGCGCCCAGAGCGUGAACAAGCUUGUGAGCGAGGUGGAGUAUAAGAAGGAUCUGGAAGGUAGUAAAGGCCACAGUAUCAACUACUGUGAAACGCCUCAAUUCAGGAACUUGAGCAAGAUCGCACAUUUCACCAGUGACAAUAAAUAUAAAGAAAACUACCAGAACCACAUGCGAGGCCACUAUGAAGGAGUUGGUAUGGACAGACGAACUCUUCAUGCUAUGAAAGUUAGAAAUCUGGCAAGCAACAUUGCCUACAAAGCUGAUUAUAAACACGACGUUGUUGACUACAACUACCCAGCCACUCUGACUCCCUCCUAUCAGACCACAAUGAAACUGGUUCCCCUGAAAGAUGUCAACUACCGACAGAGCAUUGACAAGCUGAAGUACAGCUCUGUAACCAGCACUCCUCAGAUUGUUCAGGCCAAAAUCAAUGCCCAGCAACUGAGUCAAGUGAAUUACCGGGCUGACUAUGAGAAGAAUAAGCUGAAUUACACUCUGCCUCAGGAUGUCCCUCAACUGGUGAAGGCCAAGACCAACGCUGAGCUAUUUAGCGAGGUUAAGUACAAAGAAGACUGGCAGAAGACAAAAGGGAAAGGCUUUGAGAUGAAGCUGGAUGCUAUAUCUCUGCUGGGUGCCAAGGCCUCCGGGGAGCUGGCUAGCAAUAUUAAAUACAAAGAAGAAUACGAAAAGACAAAAGGCAGAGCCAUGGGGACCACAGACUCCAGGAUCCUGCACUCCCUGCAGGUUGCCAAGAUGAGCAGUGAGGUUGAAUACAAGAAAGGUUUUGAAGAGAGUAAGACCCACUUUCACCUACCCAUGGAUAUGGUCAACAUCAAGCAUGCUAAGAAGGCCCAGGCCCUCGCCAGUGACCUGGACUACAGGAAGAAGCUGCACAAGUUCACGGUGCUGCCGGAAGACAUGAAGACUCUCUGGGCCAAGAAAGCCUACGGGCUGCAGAGUGAGCUGCAGUACAAGGCGGAUCUGGUCUGGAUGAAGGGGGUCGGGUGGCUGACAGAAGGAAGUCUCAAUCUCGAACAAGCCAAGAAGGCUGGACAGCUGGUCAGCGAGAAAAACUACAGGCAGAAAGUGGACGAGCUGAAGUUCACCAGUGUGGCGGACAGCUCCCAGAUGGAGCAUGCCAAGAAAAGCCAGGAGCUGCAGAGCGAGGUGGCCUACAAGGCAGGAAAUGCACAGUCUGUCCAUCAGUACACCAUCAGCAAGGACGAGCCUCUGUUCUUACGGGCCCGAGCCAAUGCUGCAAACCUCAGUGAGAAACUGUACAAGAGCAGCUGGGAGAAACAGAAGGCAAAAGGGUUUGAGCUGCGUCUGGACUCCCUGAUCUUCCUGGCAGCCAAAGCCAAGAGGGACCUGGCAAGUGAGGUGAAGUACAAGGAGGAUUAUGAGAGAACCAAGGGGAAGCUCAUCGGGGCCAAGGAUGUACAGGGGGAUUCCCAGAUGAGCCACUCACUGCAAAUGUCCAAGCUGCAGAGCGAACUGGAGUACAGGAAGGGAUUCGAGGACACCAAGUCCCAGUACCACAUCUCCCUGGACAUGAUCCACCUCGCGCAUGCCCGCAAGGCCCAGCAUUUAGCCACGGACAUAGGCUACAAGACGGCAUCCCAUCACUUCACUGCUCUGCCUACAGACAUGAGGGUGGAAUGGGCCAAGAAGGCUUACGGUUUGCAGAGUGACAACCAGUACAGGGCCGACGCCAGGUGGAUGAAAGGCGCAGGCUGGGUCGCCACCGGGUCGCUGGCCGCCGAGCAGGCGAAGAAGGCAGCGCGACUCAUUAGCGAGAGGAAGUACCGUCAGCAUCCUGAUGCUUUGAAGUUUACCAGUAUUAAAGACACUCCGGAGAUGGUCCAGGCCCGAAUUAGUUAUACCCAAGCCGUGGAUAGGCUGUACAGGGAACAAGGAGAAAACAUAAAACAUCAUUACACGCAGACGGCUGACCUGCCCGAAGUCCUGCUGGCCAAGCUGAACGCCAUGAAUCUGAGCGAGACACGUUACAGGGAAUCCUGGAGCAAACUUCGAGAUGGCGGGUAUAAACUGAGAUUGGAUGCCAUUCCAUUCCAGGUGGCCAAAGCUUCUGGGGAAAUCAUCAGUGAUUAUAAAUACAAAGAGGCAUUUGAGAAAAUGAAAGGCCAGAUGCUUGGCUCCCGGAGCUUGGAAGAUGAUAUCAGCCUUGCGCACUCCGUGCGUGCGACCUCACUGCAGAGUGAUGUGAAUUACAGGAAAGGCUUUGAGCACUCAAAGACACAGUUCCACCUGCCAUUGGACAUGGUCACCUUGGUACAUGCCAAGAAGGCUCAGACCCUGGCCAGCGACCAGGACUACAAAUGCCCACUCCCCCAGUACACUUCCUUGGUGGAGGACCUGAGGCUCAGCUGUGCCAAGAAAGCUCACAAAUUACAGAGCGAGAACUUGUAUCGGUCGGACCUGAAUUUCAUGCGUGGCGUGGCCUGUGUCAUUCCAGGAACAUUGGAGAUUGAAGGGAGGAAAAAAGCAUCUGAACUCAUUAGCGAGAGUAAAUACCGCCAGCAGCCUCAGUUGUUCAAGUACACAGCAGUGACCGACUCGCCCAGCCUCCUCCAUGCGAAAUUCAGCAAUCAGAUUACCAACGAGCGCCUCUAUAAGGCAGCAGGAGAAGAUACCAGACACAAGUACACCAUGACCCUGGGGCUUCCUGAGUUUGUCCGAGCAAAAACCAAUGCGGCCAAUCUGAGUGAUGUGAAAUACAAGGAGUCUUGGUGUAAUUUCCGUGCUCAAGGCUACAAGCUGACAACAGAGGCGCUUCCCUUCCAAGCAGCCCGGGCCUCUGGAAAUAUCGCCAGUGAUUUUCUCUACAGACAUGACUUUGUGAAGGAACGGGGCCGGCUCAUCGGGCCGCGCAGUGUGAAUGAUGACCCCCGGCUCCGGCACUGCCAGCGGAUGGGCCAGCUGCAGAGCAAGCUUCAGUACCGGAGGGAGGCGGCAGACACCCAAAGCCAGUACCACCUGCCCAUGGACAUGGUGAACCUCGUCCACGCCAGAAAGGCCCAGGCCUUGGCCAGUGACCGUGACUACAGGACCCGGUGCCACGAGUUCACCGCGCUGCCCGAGGAUUUGAAGAUGGCCUGUGCCAAGAAAGCCCAUGCGCUGCAGAGUGAGUUUCGCUACAAAUCGGACCUGAUGGGCAUGAAGGGUGCUGGAUGGCUGGUGCUGUGCUCGCCACAGAUGGAGAACGCGAGGAAGGCCGGAGAACUCAUCAGCGAGACCAAGUACCGUAAGAAGCCCGACAGCAUCAAGUUCACCACAGUGGUCGACUCCCCAGACCUGGUGCAUGCCAAGAGCAGCUACCUGCACUGCAACGAGCGCCUGUACAGGUCUGGUGAUGCCGCAUCCCUGCAUAGGUACACCUUGAUCCCCGACCACCCCGACUUCGCCCGAGCCCGCCUCAACACUCUUCAUCUGAGUGAUAAAGUCUACAGAAACUCCUGGGAGCAGACCCGGGCUGGUGGCUAUGACUUCAGACUGGAUGCUAUCCCAUUCCAGACGGCUCGUGCCUCCAGAGAGAUCGCCAGUGACUUCCGUUACAAGGAGGCCUUCCUGCGAGACCGGGGCCUGCAGAUUGGCUACCGUAGCGUCACUGAUGACCCGCGGAUGAAGCAUUUUCUCAGCGUUGGCAAACUCCAGAGUGACAAUGAGUAUAAGAAGGACUUUGCCAAGACCCGGUCCCAGUUCCACAGCUGCGUGGACCAGCCCGGCCUCCUCCAAGCCAAGCGGAGCCAGCAGCUGGCCAGCGACGUGCACUACAGGCAGCCCCUUCCCCAGCCCACCUGUGACCCUGAGCAGCUGGGCCUGAAGCACGUGCAGAAGGUCCACCAGCUGCAGAGUGAUGUCAAGUACAAAUCAGACUUGAACCUGACCAGAGGUGUUGGCUGGACCCCUCCGGGCUCCUACAAAGUGGAGAUGGCUAGGAGGGCUGCGGAGCUGGCCAAUGCCAGGGGCCUGGCGCUCCGGGGCUCUUAUGAGGUCCCCACAGCUGUGGAUAAUGGUAGUGAACUUCAACGGGAAGAUGUGAAUCCUGACGCCACUGAGAUUCUGCAUGUCAAAAGGAGGAAGGCUGUGUUCUGA